Daldinia childiae is the source of this 717-nucleotide messenger RNA. RefSeq lists its product as uncharacterized. The record is from RefSeq and is a predicted model, not a curated record. The transcript has 2 exons. The coding region runs from base 1 to 717 and encodes 238 amino acids. NCBI's taxonomy places the organism in Eukaryota, Fungi, Ascomycota, Sordariomycetes, Xylariales, Hypoxylaceae.
AUGCACAAACAAGUACGAGUAUCCCGAUCAGCAUGGAUUGAGAUACAGAAGGAGCCGGACUGCGCGUGCAACGCCUCUAAAGCGUUAAUCCGCAACCCGAACGGGAAGUCUAGUCUUUAUGAGAUUGCACAUCUUCCCACCUCUGGGAGUACUAUCAGCUUCAACCCUACCGCGGUCCCGACCCUUACUUCUACCAAUAACCAAAAUCCGGACUCAACCACCGAGACGUCUUCUUCCACGGCUUCACCCACACCCACCUCGAAUGCUUCACAGGAAGAAUCGUCAAAUACGAAAGUAAUCAUUGGCGUGACCGUUGGGGUGGGUGUCCCCCUAUUGGCAGCAUUAAUAUUCCUCGCAAUUUUCCUUCGGCGCAGGAAGCUCGUAACAAAAGCAGCGGCAUCAGCGAUUAACACAGAGCCUCAGGAUGAAGCACCACGUCAAGACCAGCAACCUGUCACCGCGCAAGAAAUCCACGAUGAUCAAGGCUCUAUUAAGCCUGUAAACACCGCUAGCCCCGAAUCGCCCCAGCCAGCCUCCUCGUGGUAUGGGUACAAAUCCGAACUAGACGCUACUUCGGCUCAAAAGCCUGAGCUCGCUGGAGACGAGCCAGGAACAUUCAGCACGUCCAGCUGGAACUCUGGUACUCUCGAUAGCCACCAAAUAUCAGAGCUGUCAAGUCACGAUGCUGUUACAAGUGCGACAAGAGAGAAUUCUUAA